AUGAAGAUAGAUUGGGAUGCAAGGCUUCCGUUAAACAUACAGGAAAGAUGGGGUAAAUUUUACGAAGAUCUGGAGCGACUGAAAUAUUUAUCCAUUCCCAGAAAGGCCAUACCUGAACGAACUGAUAUCAUAGAUGUACACGGGUUUUGUGACGCAUCCGAAGAAGCGUAUGCGGCCUGUAUCUACAUUCGUUCUCAGAGCAGCGAUGGAAAAUGGCAUUCCAGACUUCUUUGUGCAAAACCUCGAGUGGCCCCGUUAAAAGAAAAUACAAUACCACGACUUGAAUUGAAUGGUGCCUUGUUAUUAACUGAAUUGACUCAACGGGUCGCUGAUUCAUGGCAAAUCAAUAUUCAUCAGUUCAAACUAUGGAUGGAUUCAACUAUAGUUUUAGGGUGGUUGAAUAGCCAAAGCAGCCGGCUAAAAAUCUAUGUUGCCAAUCGAGUAGCUCAAAUUAUGGAUAUUACAGAGGUCAGCCAGUGGAACCAUAUAGGCACAUUGUGGUGGAACGGACCUACCUGGUUGGAAAGUGAUGAGAAGGAUUGGAUCUUGAAUCCGAUAACCCAUGAUGAUGAGCUACCCGAAGUACGCAAAGUGAAGCUACUGCUAUUAGUGAUCAAACCGUUGAAUAGUAUAUUAGAACACUACUUUGAAUGGAAUUGUAUGCUACGAGGAGUUGCUUGGUUAAAGGUCUAUUCGAAGUACAUGCGUAAGAAAAUCAAUGGGCCUCAAUCCCUAACAAUAUCAGAUUCGGACGAAGCGAGGAAAUCAAUUUUAAGAAUGGUCCAAGCUGAGUGUUUCAGUAAAGAGAUCUCGUCACUAGAAAGGGGACAAGAAGUACCAAGAAAUAGUAAGUUGCGUAGUUUGAAUCCCUUCCUGCGCGAUGGGUUAAUACUUGUUGGUGGAAAACUCGAGAAUUCAGACAUAGCCGAUGGACAAAAACACCCUAUAGUAUGGCCUGCUAGUCAUAAAAUAACCAGGCUAAUAUUUGAAGCAUACCAUCUCGAGCUACUUCAUGGAGGACCUCAGCUCAUGUUAUCUGAAGUUAGACGUCUUUACUGGCCACUGCUAGGUCGAGUAACCACGAGAUCAGUGGUAUGGCAUUGUGUCAAAUGUACAAAGGCACGUCCACGUUUCAAUCAUCCAAUUAUGGCACCACUCCCAAGAGACCGAGUUCAGUUUUUAAUAUCAUCCGACAGAGUAUCCUCAAUAUUCAAACUAAUGUCAGCAUCAUCGCUAUUAUGA
Metopolophium dirhodum (rose-grain aphid) is the source of this 1242-nucleotide messenger RNA. RefSeq lists its product as uncharacterized. The coding region runs from base 1 to 1242 and encodes 413 amino acids. NCBI's taxonomy places the organism in Eukaryota, Metazoa, Arthropoda, Insecta, Hemiptera, Aphididae. The transcript has 3 exons. The record is from RefSeq and is a predicted model, not a curated record.